CUGUUUGAACUGCAGCACACUUUGAGUUUCAUUUUAAAAGAAACAUACGCACUCCCACUCUACAUGGAUCUCGUCGACGGGCUCGUUCCUUUGCUGAGACAUGCACUCAGAGUAAAGUGACUUUGGAAACAAAACAAAGCCCUUUUAUUUUUUUGAUUUUUUUUUUAGGUGAAGCAGACUCGUCGUUUACAGCCAUGGUCCCUGUGGAUUUGCGGGCGCUCACUCAGCCCGUGGGUAUCAUGAGAAUAAUAUCGACCGUCCUCACUUGCAUGUCUUUUAGCCUGGCUGGGUCUGUGGGAUAUGUCACGUCUCCGUACUGGGCGUGGUGCAUGUUCACCUGGUGUUUCUGCUUCUUCUUCACCCUCCUCAUCCUCAUCCUGGAGUUCACCACCGUCUCUUCGAAGCUCCCGUUCGCGUGGAUGGACUUCACCACCGGUUUUGCCAUGCUGGCGAGCCUCAUGUGCUUCGCCUCCUCCAUCAUCUACCCCACCUUCUUCACCUGCAAGGUCUGCCACCGUCAGAUCGGAGCGUCCGUGGUGUCCUGGGUGUGUUUCGCCGUGUACGCAGGAGAAGUGGUCUUGACCCGCCUCCGUCCGAGCGGGGAGCACAUAGGUUUCCUUGCCACGGUGCCGGGCAUCAUGAAGAUGUUGGAGACGUUCCUCGCCUGUCUCAUCUUCACGUCGCUGGAGACGAAUCAGUACUCGAACGACCACGCCCUGCAGUGGUGCGUCGCCGUGUUCUCCCUGUGCUUCAUCUUUAACAUCGUGGUCAUCGUGCUCACCAUCGGGCCGUUCGCCUCUUACUUUCUGACCUCCUUUGACAAAGUGGUUAUCGUUUAUAAUAUUCUAGCAGCAGUGAUGUACGCGACGGCGAUGGUCAUCUGGCCACUGUACAGUUUCAAAACAAAGCGACCCGUUAACUGUGGACACCUCUGUUCCUGGGACAAACUGGUGAUGGUCACCUUCAUGACCAUCUUCAACUUUAUCGUUUACACACUGGACUCUGCCUACUCCAUCUGCCUCGUGUUCUUUGUCAGCCACCAGUGACACUGCUGCUUCAUGAAACAAGAACUGGGAACAAAAAUGAGUCCUGGGUUUGACUUUAUGUGGAUCUGAAGUUUGAGGGUUUUUAUACUUUUUAACAAAAGGUUAUGAGUUCCCCUCGAGUUGAUUUGUGUUGUUGUGGAUGGGAUGCACAACAAACUGUGUAGUCUGCUCAUUCUUUGGAUCAAUACAAGGAGAUUCACGACAAUGUUCCUGCUCAGUUUAAUGUGGAAAUAGAAGUAGAGUUAGGUAAUGAUUACAACUUAAUCACUGUCGUAAAAAAAUUAAAAAUAGCCUUGAAGAACUUUGGAUCCUGAUACACAAAGAGUCAUCAAACAGUGCAGGAGAUUAAACUGAGCUCCUAUUACUCGGGUUAUGUCAGUGAUAUUGUGCAUCUU
Labrus mixtus (cuckoo wrasse) is the source of this 1441-nucleotide messenger RNA. Its product is annotated as myeloid-associated differentiation marker homolog. Lineage: Eukaryota; Metazoa; Chordata; Actinopteri; Labriformes; Labridae. The transcript has a single exon. The record is from RefSeq and is a predicted model, not a curated record. Gene Ontology annotation, cellular component: membrane. The coding region runs from base 195 to 1046 and encodes 283 amino acids.